Messenger RNA from Penicillium griseofulvum, 753 nucleotides. RefSeq names its product 60S ribosomal protein uL30. Gene Ontology annotation, cellular component: cytosolic large ribosomal subunit. Lineage: Eukaryota; Fungi; Ascomycota; Eurotiomycetes; Eurotiales; Aspergillaceae. Gene Ontology annotation, biological process: maturation of LSU-rRNA from tricistronic rRNA transcript (SSU-rRNA, 5.8S rRNA, LSU-rRNA). Bases 1 to 753 code for a protein of 250 amino acids. The transcript has 3 exons. Gene Ontology annotation, molecular function: RNA binding; structural constituent of ribosome. The record is from RefSeq and is a predicted model, not a curated record.
AUGGCCGCUACUACCUCCGUUCCCACCCAGAACCAGGUCCUCGUUCCCGAGACCCUUCUGAAGAAGCGCAAGUCCCAGGAGGCUGCCCGCGCUGAGCGCCGUGCCGAGGCCGAGAAGACCAAGAAGGCCAACAAGGAGAAGCGUGGUGUUAUCUUCAAGCGUGCCGAGUCUUACGUUCAGGAGUACCGCACCGCUGAGCGCGAGAAGAUCCGCCUCAACCGUGUUGCUCGCCAGGAGGGCAGCUUCUUCGUUGAGGGUGAGCCCAAGCUCGUCUUUGUUGUCCGUAUCAAGGGUAUCAACAAGAUUGCUCCCAAGCCCCGCAAGAUCCUCCAGCUCCUGCGUCUACUCCAGAUCAACUCUGGUACUUUCAUUCGUCUCACCAAGGCUACCCAGGAGAUGUUGACCAUUGUCAACCCCUACAUUGCCUACGGUUACCCCAACCUGAAGUCCGUCCGCGAGCUUCUGUACAAGCGUGGUUACGGAAAGGUCGACAAGCAGCGCACUCCCCUCACCGACAACCAGAUCAUCGAGGAGCACCUUGGCAAGUUCGGCAUUGUCUGCAUGGAGGAUCUGAUCCACGAGAUCUACACCGUUGGCCCCAACUUCAAGCAGGCCAACAACUUCCUCUGGCCCUUCAAGCUGUCCAACCCCAACGGUGGUUUCCGCACUCGCAAGUUCAAGCACUACAUCGAGGGUGGUGACACCGGUAACCGUGAGGAGAACAUCAACGGUCUCAUCCGCCAGAUGAACUAG